This is a messenger RNA of Colletotrichum higginsianum IMI 349063, 1164 nucleotides long. Its product is annotated as Metalloprotease. The transcript is spliced from 3 exons. The record is from RefSeq and is a predicted model, not a curated record. Bases 1 to 1164 code for a protein of 387 amino acids. Lineage: Eukaryota; Fungi; Ascomycota; Sordariomycetes; Glomerellales; Glomerellaceae. Gene Ontology annotation, biological process: cell adhesion. Gene Ontology annotation, molecular function: metallopeptidase activity; carbohydrate binding.
AUGUCUAGCACAAGCAAACGACCUUUUCUCUUUUGUGGCACCGAUGGCCUCCAGGCAGGCAGCUACGAUGCUCCCAGCGGCAGCCGUAUUGAAAACGAGGGCGCUCCGUCUCACCUGGCUGUCAACAGGAGCAAGUGUUGGCCUGCUGGCAAGAAGAUUCAUGUGCGUUUCCUUGACGGUAGUUUGGAGAUCCAGCAGAGAGUGAGGCACUGGACGCAGUCCUGGGAAGAGUUUGCCAAUAUCGACUUCAAGUUUAUGGCCGACGACGAGCAAGGCCAUGCCGAUAUUCGGGUCGAUUUCCAGUUCGUGCGAGAUCUAGGCACCUGGUCGUACAUCGGCAGGGACGCAGAGGUGGGUGUCAUCGAGCAGAAACAUCCCACCAUGGAUUUCGGCGAACUUAACGGCAACUCUCCUGAAAGCGAGAUUCACCCCUUUCGCACACACAACGAUGGCAAGCUUGAAAUCGUCCCGGGCAUCCGAAAGGCGGUGGAUAACCUCGUCCCUCUGAAUUCGAGAGGCAUUGACUUGGAUCCGCCAUACCUUACCCCGCCACGCGUGGCUCUCGGCCGCGCGCAGCUCGACGAGGCACACAACGCAAACAUCCGCCUCAAUACGCUAACUUUCGUCUGCAAAGUAGGCUCUUGGAGCACGCUCGAAGAUCGCGGUGUCCAAGACCCGGCGCAGCCGGUGCACGACGAGACCAGCGGCAAGAUUGUGCGCCGGGACACGACGCAGACUGCUUUACCGCGAAACACAUACGCAGCGGGCCAGCCUCCCCAGGUCCUGACCUGGCUAACGGGCCUCGAUCUGGGGAAAGACGCAAACUGGCGAAUCAUGUGUUAUGCCAAAGCAAUCACCCACAAGGGCUUCGACCUAGUCAUCGAGACGUGGGGAAACACCUUCUGCCACAGCGCUAGUGCCUCGCGGGUGGCCCACCCUGCGGGCUGGAAGGGGUACAGAGCGGCAAGGUCAGUUCCCUUGACGUGCGGGAGUGGUAUCCCCCCGAUAACAAAGACCAAAGGCAAGGUCAUGAUCGCGGACGAGGGGGCGUUUGACAAGUCGCCCAAGGUCUUCAUUAGCAUGAGUGCGCUGGACAUGGACAGCGCUAAGAACAUAAGAGCCAAGAUCUUUGCAAAUAAGAUUAGCUCGGAUGGAUUCACAUAG